Messenger RNA from Cutaneotrichosporon oleaginosum, 1110 nucleotides. RefSeq lists its product as uncharacterized. The record is from RefSeq and is a predicted model, not a curated record. NCBI's taxonomy places the organism in Eukaryota, Fungi, Basidiomycota, Tremellomycetes, Trichosporonales, Trichosporonaceae.
CCGUCAUACACCUUUCUUAUUCAUUCAUCGCUGUUCCACCUGCUCACCGCGCUCAACUUUUCUGCUAUCAUGCCCAUGCCGACCUCUCCGCCUCCCACCCCUGCCAACGGACAUCCCUACUCCCCAAGUGCAGGCGACAGCUUGCGACCGAGCGCCCUCAACGGAAUCAGACGUUACCUGUUAUCUCGAGACCUUAAGCUUCUCUCUCCCACCAGGGCUGUCCCCACAAAGCCGUGUGCUAGAUGUCUCUCAGUCAACAUCAGAUGUGAGGACGUCGCGCUAAAGAUUGGCCACAUAGCCAACGGAUUGCCGCAGGCUGAUUCGACAUAUCAUCUUCACAUCAUGGGCUGCGGACCCUGUCGAGCCGCGGGACGCACAUGUUCCUUCGCGGGCACGGCUACACUGGCCACCAAGCCGCGCUCGACGUCGCCACCUCCUUCAACAUCGCUGGAGAAGCGCAAGCGUGACUCUCAAAGCCCCAGCGGCAGUCCCUCCUCCAAAACGUCCCGCUUGCGAAGCCCGUUUAACCCAACCCAGCCCAUCAGUCAUUCAGGCCCCUCGGCUUCAACCUCGAGUGCGCCGAACAACGCGCAAACCCUGCAGGCCAAGGUCACCGGCCUAUUCACACAGCUCGCAGAUGCGAAGAGCAAGCGCCGAGCCACGGCUGCUGUCGUCGAGGAUCGUCGCCAAGCCGUGCAAGUCGCUUUUGCGGAGCUUCGUGACGCUCAGCGUGAGCUUGAGCAGAAGAACUCGACGGUCGCCGAUAUCGAGGCUAGAUUCGCACAGGCACAGGCUGCCCUCGUGGCUUUUGAUCAGCAGGCUGCGGCGAUGGCGCGCCAGCGUGGCGACGGGUAUCGGUCAGCUCUUGCUGCAGCCCUCGAAGAGUCAACAAAUCUGGACAACAGUUUGUGUGACAUCUCAGGCGUCUUCGCGGAGCCAGAUAGCGACUAGGAGCAGGGCUUACACGUGCUGGGACGGCUGGUUGGCCGUGUGCGCGGAAUAGCGGUGAGGCGGCGAGCGAGUUUGGACGAUGGAAUCAGAGACCAUCCAGAUAUCAACGGACUCGAGCAUCAUAUCGAGGUCCCUUAACAUGCAUGUGAAUUACUUUAA